This is a messenger RNA of Plutella xylostella (diamondback moth), 1702 nucleotides long. Its product is annotated as tRNA (cytosine(72)-C(5))-methyltransferase NSUN6. NCBI's taxonomy places the organism in Eukaryota, Metazoa, Arthropoda, Insecta, Lepidoptera, Plutellidae. Gene Ontology annotation, biological process: RNA methylation. The record is from RefSeq and is a predicted model, not a curated record. Gene Ontology annotation, molecular function: RNA binding; RNA methyltransferase activity.
AUUGUGAAAAUAUAUAUCUUAUAUAAUUUGCUGUUACUGGAAUAAUUUGUGCACGAAAAUAUUACUUAAAUCUCAACAAAAAUGGCGCAGAUUUUAAAACAUUCGGAAAUUCUGAGAGAAAUAAGGCGAAAUGAAAAUAUUGAAGAGGUGCAUGGAGAUAUUAUUAACCUUAUGGAUUGGUUGGCAAAAGCUCCAAAGUACACAAUAUUUAGAAUAAACAAAUUGAGAAAAUUUGACCCAGAAAUAAUUGAAGUAACUUUAAAGUUACAAUGUGAGGAUUUGGAAUUUUCAAGAAUACCAAAGUUUUACCUCUUGAAACCUGAUUGUUUGGUGUUGGAGCGUUGGCCUGAUGAUGAAAACAUGACCAUCCCAGAGACAGAAGUGAUAGUCGAUGCAUCUUGUGCUGCAGCAGUGCUAAGAGGUGCUCAUGUGUUUGCACCUGGAGUAAUGGGCUUACCAACAAAUUGUCAACUGGAUAGUUUUGUCUCAAUUUAUGGAGACUUAGAAGAAAAAUGCAAGAAGGGGUUGAAAGUGCAAUAUAAUGGCAGAAAAAUAUUUGUUGGUAUGGGCCAACUGAAAAUGUUGCGAAACCAAUUGUAUGGAGAGGAUUUAGAGCCAAGUGGCAUAGCAGUGCACACCAUCAUGCCUGCUUCUAGAUUGCCCGUAAUAAAUGAAACAAUGUACCCUAAAGGGGACAUUCUGCUACAGAAUUUACCGUCCAUAGUGUGUGGAUGGGUGGUUGAUUCUCAGCCAGGUGAGGCUAUCCUAGACAUGUGUGCUGCGCCGGGCAAUAAGACAACCCAUAUAGCAGAAAUGUCUAAUGACAAGGCAAUGAUCACAGCAAUAGAUAAAACUGUUAAAAAGGUAGAGAAGAUACAGGCAAAUGCAAUGGCUCAUGGAAUAAAAUGCAUCAAGUGCUACGCUUAUGAUUCUACAAAAUGCUGGUCAGAUGCUUCUACAGGAAUAAAUGUGGGGCCUCCUUUUCCAUCUAACAGUUUCGAUAAAGUUCUCUUGGACGCACCUUGUAGCGGUUUGGGUCAGCGUCCAUUGUUACUAAAUAAAAUGACGCCUAAGAUGCUUAAUUCUUACAAGUUUGUCCAAAGAAAAUUAAUGAAGUCCGCUGUAGCUGUAUUGAAAGUUGGGGGCAAGUUAAUUUAUAGUACUUGCACCAUCACCGAGGACGAGAACGAGGGUAUGGUGGCGUGGGCCCUGCAGGAGUUCCAGUGUCUGAGGCUGGUGGCUGCUGAGCCGCUGCUGGGCGGGCCCGGGUGGAGUGGGUGCGGACUCACAGAUGAACAAAGGGUGUUGGUUCAGAGGUUCGGCCCGGAAAUGGAUCCUCUACGACCUGUGGACGACUUAUACAGAGAUACUAUAGGAUUUUUUAUAGCUUGUUUUACAAAGAUCGAAAAUUAGGUUUAAGAAAUUAUGAGAUUUCAAGAAAUACUUUUGAAACUUACGACCUAUUUAUAUAUUAUUUUUGUGAAUUCGAGUAUCUUAUAUACAUACAACUAUUAUGCAUUUAGAAAAUUAUUUGUGGCACUUAAUAUCACAUGAUGUAUUCAUUAGUUAAUGUAGAAAGUGGCUAAUUGUAAAAUGGCAAGAAUCUGAUCAAUAUCUACGGACAUAAUUAUAUUAUCUACAUCUAAUGGUUAUGAUCUUACAUAAAAUAAUAAUUAGUGCUAAAUAAAACCGUAUCACAGAA